Messenger RNA from Acanthosepion pharaonis, 1044 nucleotides. The record is from the annotation of a GenBank genome assembly. Lineage: Eukaryota; Metazoa; Mollusca; Cephalopoda; Sepiida; Sepiidae.
AUGAUAUUUGCUUUUUAUUGCUGUUGUUUUUGUUUUUGUUGUUUUUCUUCUUUUUUUAUAUUCGGAUACUUUCUUCCCUUUCUUUCUUUUUUAUCAGCUACUUUUGAUCGUCUUCUUUUUCUUUCUUUUUCUUAUCAUCAUUCUUUCUUUCUUUCUUUUUCUUUCUUCAAUCAGCUACUUUUGAUCAUCUUUUUCUUUCUUUUUCUUAUCAUUAUUCUUUCUUUCUUUCUUUUACCCUCUUUCACUACUUCAUUCGUUCUUUCUUCCUUUUUCUUUUCACUGCUUUUCUUCCUAUCUUUCUUCUUCUUCUUCUUCUUCUUCUUCUUCUUCUUCUUCUUCUUCUUCUUUUUAACUUUUCAUUUUCCGCCCUUUCACUUCUUCUUCCCGUUUUUUUUCCUUUUCUUCAUAUCUUUCUUCUUGUUCUUCUUCAUUUUUAAUUCCCUUUCAUUUCUCCCUUCUUCUUCUUCUUCUUCUUCUUCUUCUUCUUCUUUUUCUUCUUUAAUCUUCGCUUCUUCCUAUAUUCCAUACUCUAUGUUUCUAUGCCAUUUUGACCAUCUCUGUUUCCUUCCUAUUGAACGCGGGUCGAAGGAGUCUCUUAUAUGUGGCCAAUGUCGCUGUAUUUGCGUUUCAAAAGCAGGUCUUCUCAGCCACACGCGUAGUCAUCGCGAUGUCAACUAUCAAUAUGACAUGCCCGAUGGUCGUACAUGUACAAUCCGCCAUAAAAUGUGUCGAUCUGCCAGCAUCGAUCAUCUUCUUUUCAUUUUCUCUUUCUUUCUUUCUUUCUUUCUUUCUUUCUUUUUUCCAGCGAACGUCAUUAAUUCCUUUCUUUCGUUCUUUCUUUCUUUCGUGUUGUUAUUACUAUCUGUGUCCUUAUUUAUAUUUGUAAACGAUUAUUUUAUUUCCUUCGUAUCUUCAAAUGUGUUUUUAUUUCUUUCUUCUUUCCUUCCUUCAAUUCUUUCUUUUUUCUUUCUUUCUUUCUUUCUUUCUUUUUUUCUUUCUUUCGUAUAUUUUAUUUUAUCUUCCAUUUUCCUUUCAUUUAAUUGA